Messenger RNA from Penicillium angulare, 1608 nucleotides. RefSeq lists its product as uncharacterized. Gene Ontology annotation, molecular function: protein binding. The transcript is spliced from 2 exons. The coding region runs from base 1 to 1608 and encodes 535 amino acids. Lineage: Eukaryota; Fungi; Ascomycota; Eurotiomycetes; Eurotiales; Aspergillaceae. The record is from RefSeq and is a predicted model, not a curated record.
AUGUCACUUUUCUCCAUCCCUGUCGAGAUCUAUGCUCAAAUAAUUCUUUACGUCUCCUCAAUUCGCGAUCUGGCAGCCCUCUCGCAAUCAUGCCGCACUCUGCACUCUCUAUGCGACAUGAAAACGCGCGAGCGAUUUGACCGAAUUCGUAUCCAUCCCCAUGACAUUAGUAUUGAUAAGAAUUUUGAUCUGUUGAUGGAAAUUCUUAAAAAGCCUAGGUUGGGAAACUAUGUACGAGAAGUCCAGCAGUACUGGAGACCUAACCAUAAUGUCGCUUAUGUAGAGAGACAAGGGCAGCGCGGUCUCAGGCUCAGCACAGACGAAAUGAAUAUAAUCUGUGCGGCUGUGCAAAAGGCGGGAUUUUCCAAUUCUCAAGAAAGUGAUGUGAUCAACAUGCUCAUGCAAGACAGCACAGAAGGUGCAUGCGGCAUUGCCAACUAUUCCUAUCGUGGAAUUGACCCACCUUGGCACGAGGGGAUAUUUAUCGCGCAAGCAUUAGCUGCAAUUAUCAUCUCUGUAUCGCCUAAUAUGGAGACUCUAGCGAUCGCAAGACCCUUCGUAUCAUAUUCCGACUUCUAUUUUGACGCUAAAAAAUGGCCUCGGGAGUCAAAUAUCGACUUCCCCCUCGAUCGGUUUCUGCGACAUGCGAAUGUGGAACCACGUAAAGUCACAUACCUUCAGAACCUUCGUAAAGUUUACAUGAUACUCGACGACGCAGACAUGAAUGACAGCUAUUAUGUCGGCAUGGACUUCCUCGACUGUACGACACUUUUUGAUCGUCUCCCGUCCAUUGAAUCGAUAGCCACAGAUGCACUGAUAGAAGACGAGAAUGCACUGUCACGCCUAGUGCCAAGAUCAUCCAACAUUAGCAAGAUCCACUUAAAUCACUCCUCCCUUCAGGCACCUUACAUCGCCCAACUCAUCCAAUCUUGCAAGACUUUGCGAGAAUUCCAAUAUACCACUGGCGGGCGAGGCGUCGUCGAUGGGUCAUUCAAAACAUUCAAUAUCAAAACCUUCAUCAAAUCUAUAUGCCCUCACAAGAAUACACUUGAGGUCCUGGAUAUUGAUGACGAGUCGCAUAUGUUCUAUUUUAGCAACUACUAUUCUGCUGAUUGCGAGGAAUACGAGAAUGUCGAGGAAUAUGAAACUGUCGAGGAUCGGCUUGACCAAGUGAUCGACGGAGAUGUAUCGGAUCUCGACCCUGAUGAGAAUGAUGAGAGGCAGCAAUUCCUUAGGUCGUUCUGGGGAAAUAAUGGCUCUUUGAGAGAGUUUCGUGUUUUGAAGCGACUGGGCAUGGGCAUUGGGUCUUUGCUGUAUUUUGCCAAGGGGGUUGGCGUGGGCGAUGAAAAUGAGAAGCCCGUCAAGUUGGCGGAUGUUCUACCCGAGAGUUUGGAACAUCUUUGUAUACGUGGGUACGAAAGAGGAUUGUCUGUAAGGUGGGAUGAACAGAUCGAUGCCUUGAAAGACUCAUGCGAGUCAGGCCUAUCGAAUAUUAAAAUUGUCAGUGGGAUAGAAGAGAUGAUACCCAAUGCCGAAGACGUGGAAUGGCCCGAUUAUGCUGAGGAGGGUGUACUGUGGAAUUUAAAAGAAGCGGGAUAUGGACCCUGA